Molecule: messenger RNA, 3980 nt
Organism: Mya arenaria
Lineage: Eukaryota; Metazoa; Mollusca; Bivalvia; Myida; Myidae
Exons: 2
Coding region: 10-699 (229 amino acids)
Source: RefSeq, a predicted model, not a curated record
UGUUUUGAUAUGGAUAGUGGAAAACAACAAGUAAGGUGGAAUGAUUGUGGAUUUAUACCUAAGUAUAUAACGACAAUACCUGGUAAACGUGUGGCAGUGACUUCACGCAAUGAAGUAUGGUUUUUACGUGUGACUGAAAAGGGGGACCUGUUGUUUGAAAAUAAAAUAAAUGCUAAUGAACGUUGCAAAGCAAUAGCAUCCAGUGGUGACAACUUGAUUGUUUGUUAUUACAAGUAUCCUGGAGUACAAAUUCUGGAUAUGAAAGGAAACGUGAUAAAGGAGUUUGAGAAAGACGAUGACGGUAAGAAACUGUUCAAAUGGCCUGCUUCCCUUGCAGUAAGCCCUGACCACAGCAUCAUAUACAUCGCUGACUGUAUAAAAAAUACGGUGACUUCCCUCACCCAGGAUGGCCGUAUUCUCGGUGUUGUGGAUUUAAAGGAAAAUCUACAUUACGAAUCAAGUAUGACAGUGGACUCUGCAGGUCGAGUUUACGUGUGUGGAAGCGAUAAUGUUUUUCUGGUGUCCCCUGAGACAAGAACCGUCAUCCCGCUACUGGGGAUUAAGGACGGGAUAGGGCAUAGAUGUGUGGCGGUCUGUGAUAAAACACAACGUCUGUACUUGACAUCAUAUAACAACAAUUUUAUUCAAGUGUUCGAAAUGUCAAAACACACUACGGCCAGACAAUAUAAGGUAGUAUGAGACUUAGACGUUGCACGAACUGUUUCUAGUUUAAAAAUACAAAAAAAUAAUCAAUUUAUAAUGAUUGUUGUCCAUUAUGUCAUAUGCAAAACAUCUUAAAACUUUUAUUUGUAACAGUUCAUUUAAUCCAACUUUAAAACAAAACAAUUCGAGUGCGAUGACGUAGAAAAGGAACACCCUGUGAAUAAACAAAACAACUUAUAUAAAAGUGUGUAUAGCUUUGUAUGUGUAUGUCUUUGAAAUCAAAACGAAUGUUGUAUUUGAUAUAUUUGUAUUAUGAACACCAAUGUUGUUCUUUUUAACACUAAUGCAUCUGAAUACCAGGGUAUAGGUCAAAUGUUUGUGUCUGUUUCUACAAUAUAGUGGUUUAUUCAGUUUAAUAAUACUUUUGUGCAUAUCUUAAUGAGAUCCUUCAAAUUCUGCUUUCAUUUUGCUUAUACUUUGUUCCGCUCGACUGUGAAAAAGUCGGGGUAACGUCACAGCUUUGGUAGGGACGUCGAAAUUACCGUCGUCUAUAUGUUUUGACAAUUGCUCAGAAGCCAUUUAAGUAAAGGCUACUUUCACUAGUAUUUUAUAUCAAUUCACAUUUAUGCUCGUUCUUGGUACCACUAUGGGUUCCGGUGCCUCUCCUACCCCCCCCCCCACACACACACCCCCACCCCCACACCCUUAAAUCUUCCAAGUGCAAAUUUUAUUUCAAUAAAUGAGAAAAAAGUAAUUAAAAAUACACCCAUAAUGCACCACUUCGGACAAGAAAUUGUUUAAAUAUUCUUGGGGGUACCCCCCCCCCCCCCCACCAACACUUCAAACCGUAUAAAAUUAUGUUCUGAGGGAGAGGCGAAUGUCAAAAGUGUACACUCCCUCUAACGUUGAAUCCUAAACCACCCGCCCCUGGGUACAUUAGUUUUAAAGUUUUGCUUCUUGGUAAAUGAGAAGCACAGACGAGCGUAAGUAUUCGCUAGCAGGCCCCAAUUUCUCGAAACUUCUUAAGCUUAACAGGCUUAAGUCGCUUAUUUCAAUUAGCCAAAAUAUAUACUUAAAAUCGAUUUUGGUAAAUGAAAAAUAGUUAAUUGUGAUUAUUAUACAAAUAUUUACUUCAUAACGUAUAAAAACUCUCGCAGGAGUAAAUGUUACGCAUAAUAUAGAAAAACAAAAAUAGUGAGAUUAGCUUAAUCCUGUUAUAAGGGACUUAAGAAGUUUCGAGAAAUUGUGGCCAGUUCAUCUUAUGAACAUAAUUCAACAACAUUUCUGUUUAAGGUUAUGUAUGUUAAUGAAUGCAAAUAUGUUACAUAUCCAUUGUGCAUGUAAUGUGCGUCAUAAAUGGAUUUACGCUUUUUGGGAUGAAACUGUAAUAAUGAAAAUAAGCAUCUGUAUAUUGUGAAUGAUCAUUUACUUCUGUAUGAUUGUUAAUGAAAAUUAACUUAACUGUAUGAUAAGUUUUGAGUUUUGGAUGAUAGUAAACUUCUGUUUUAUUUUGAAUGAUAAUGUACUUCUGUAUAUAUUGAAUGAUUAUGUAAUUUUGUAUAAUUCUGAAUGAUUUUGUACUUGAGUAUUAUCUUAACGAUAGUAUACUUCUGUAUAAUUUUAAAUGAUUACGCACUCUAGUAUAGUUUAAAAUUAUUUUGUACUUUUGUAUAUUUUUGAGAUAUAGUAUACUUCUGUAUAAUAUUUUACGAUUACUUUUUUUCUGUAUAAUUUUAAAUGAAAAUGUACUUCUUGACAAUUUUGAACGACAGAAUACUUCUGUAUAAUUUUGAAUGAAAGUAUACUUCUGUAUAAUUUUGAAUGAUAAUGUACUUCUUUAUAUAUUGAAUGAUUAUGUUAUUCUGUAUUUAUAUAUAUAAUUCUGAAUGAUUUUGAACUUGAGUAUUAUUUUAACGAUAAUACACUUCUGUAUAAUUAUAAAUGAUUACAUUUUUCUGUAUAAUGUUGAAUGAUAAUGUACGUCUUGAGGAUUUUGAAUUAUAGUAUACUUCUGUAUAAGUUUAAAUGAUUAAAUACUGAAAACGAAAACAGAUUAAAUACUUAAGAAUACUUCUGAAUGGAUGUGUACUUCAGUAUAUUUUUUUUUAUUUAAUGAUGGUAUAAUUUUGAUAAUUUUGAACAAUAAUUAACUUCUGUAUAAUUAUGAAUGAUAGUUUACUUCUGUAAUAUUUUGAAUGAUAGUAUACUUCUGUAAAAUUUUGAAUGAUUGUAUACUUCUGUAUAAUUUUAAAUGAUAGUUUACUUCUGUAUCAUUUUGAAUGAUAGUUUAUUUCUGUAUAAUUUUGAAUGAUUGUAUACUUCUGUAUAAUUUUGGACGAUAAUUUACUUCUGUGAAAUGUUGAAUGAUAGUUUACUUCUGUUAACUGCUGUUUAAUUUUAAUGAUAAUGCACAUCUGUAUAAUUUGAACGAUAAUAUACUUAUCUUAUUGCUGUAUGAUAAUGUACAUCUGUAUACUGUUGUAUGAUAAUAAAGAUUUACAAUUAAGGAAUGAAUUGCGGGAUUUGAUGUCAUUAUCGGGGUAUGAACUCGAUUGGGCUGGUCUAAGUGUAUGGAGUCCGAAGGACUUCACGCGUACUUUGACCAGCCUAAUUGCGUUCAUAUCCCCGAUAAUGACAUCAACCCCGCAACUCAUUCCUUAUAUUUACACCAAUAGUUCAAUAUUUUAUUCAAGAAACGUUAAAAAAAUACUUCAUUUCAUUUCGGAUUACCUUUCAGUAAUCCUUUCUUACCCAUUCUGUAAAUAGGACGACCCGACUGUUACCGGAAACAUUUUUUUUUCAAAUGACGUCACAUUAAAAAAAAAAUUACGCGGGAAAAGAUCAACCACUUGAAAUCACCUUUAAACGUAAAAUUGAAGCACUUUUGGCAACAAAACGUUUAAAAUAUAAUAACUUAGCAAUUUCUAAAAUGUUAAUUUAUAUUUUAGGAGACCUGCUGACACAAUACAAACAACAACAAGAUCAAUAGUUUUCAUGUAUAUUGUUAUGCGAUGAAUUGCGAUCCGAACAUAUCCGAAGAUGUUGCGUUCAUCGAUUGAUGAACGCAAUUGCCGAAAGACAGUUCUGUAAGGAAUUGAAUUGCGAUCCGAACAUAUCCGAAGAAGUUGCGUUCAUCGAUUGAUGAACGCAAUUGCCGAAAGAUAAUUCAUUUAAGGAAUGGAAGUUGAGGUGUAAAUAUUGUUGUAUGAUAACGUUAUUGUAUACAUAAUUAUGUAUCAUGAUAGCGUACAUCUGUAUUUAAGUGUAUGUAAAGGUAUGCAUGUAUGCUAUGUUUGUAUGAUAAAGUAUGAAGUGUU